AUGGCUGCUGCCACGCCCGCCACCGCCGGGCCGCGCUCUGACUCUACUUCUCCCUGCCCAGCCUCCUCCUCGUCGCCCUCAUCCGCUCCACGCCCGUCGCCGCCUCCUAAGCAGGUUCAAGACCGGCUGCCCAUUAUCCCCACGUCAGCAACCACUUCGCCCGCCAACUACGGCCGCAUCAACGCGGAAAACGAGAACAACCUGAGUCUGCUACAGAGCCUUCCCGACCACCGCGUCAAGCACCAGCGCAUUGCCAUGUUGCCGCCACCCAUCAUGUCUGGCGAAUCCGCCUUCGCCGGCACUGCCACACGGCCGCUGGAUGCACUGCAGGAGGAGUUUGCCUCGCGGCACAAGCGAAUCCAACUCGAGAAAUCACGGCUGCCGAGCCGUUCCUCACCAAGAGCCACCCCCUUGACGGCCUUGCCGCCCGAACUUAUCGACCAUAUCCUUUCGCACCUUUCCGCUCGCGACCUUGUCACCCUCUCAGCGACGAGCCGCGUGACGCGCAAACACGCCAUUUCCGACUUUCACUGGCAACGUUGUGUUCAAGACAACGUCCCCGGCCAAGUCGUUACAAAGGCCGGCCCCUGUGCCACUUACCGACAGCUUUACGUCGCCCAUGACUUGUUCUGGUUUCUGCCCAGGUAUAAAAUCUGGUUCUGCGACCGGGAAUUGAUGGGCAAGUUAGUCCUGGUGCGCUUCGACCAGCGACGAGGCUGCAUCGAGGGCUACCAGCUCCUGGCGGUUAGCAAUCGUACCACCUUUGAGCACUGGCCUGCCGAUCCGCAGGUCAUUGUUCACGGAUUCGAGCCGCAGGUCAAGUUGCAUCUUGACAAGCCGGUCCUGCAGUUCCGUGUCCGAGACAGGCAGGACCACGGGGGGGUUCCAUCAAGACCCGGUGCUAACCGCUUUGCCGACGAGGUGUCCAUGGAGCUUGACGACCCCAGUGGAGCCAUGUUCAGCAACUUCCUACUGACCCGGGCGCUGGACCCCGAAACCGCCGAUGGGAGGCUCAGCGCCGGCUAUCCGUACGACAACGUCUGGCCCCCGCCUGCGGUCCCGGCCCGCCACCACGUGUCCGGGACCCGGUCCCGCCAAGACGUCAUGGACCUGUCACCCGACAAUCGGCCUUGGUCCAGGGCAGAGGUGUCUGACCAAACCUUCAGCAUUCGUCACUGGAUGGAGAUGAUGGGCACUCCGGCGCCACGGGGUCUCAUGGGGCAGGCGGGGGCCAGGGUCAUCACAGGGCUGAGAAACGUGGAUGCCGACGCUUUGGGGCGCCCGGGCUCGACACGGGUCCACAUUGGGGAAGAGAUCAUCACCUACUCGACGCUGGAUCCCGUUCUCUACACACCGACGCCCACCAAGCCCUGGCGGGGCAUCUGGGUCGGUGACUAUAGCGGCCACGGCUGCGAGUUCCUGCUCAUUCAUCAGCCGGACGACUCGCCCGCGACGGACGCCGAGCUCGGCUUGGUCCGCGGGGAGCAGGAGACGGAUGCAGCGUGGCAGCAGAGGAAGCUGGACGCGCGCAUCCACCGGGGCCGUCUCGAAGCCAUAAAGUUGACGGGCGAUCCCAACGUGCCACGCGGCGAGUACACGUUUGUGGCCGACGACCUGGGCCCGGGCGGCUACGUCGGCGUGGCCACGGAUGCGCCCUUUGUCGGGGCCAGAGUUGUCCGCAGCAAAGGACACGUCGCGGCGACGGGUUUCGUCGAUGACAAGUACAUUGAGAGUCAGCUUCUACUCAUUUCCCCCAACCGGCUAGCGCAGUACUGGGUCGGCUUUGGGCACAUUAGCUUUUUCGAGCGGGUCCAGAUGGACGAGUUCAUGGCGCCGUGA
Messenger RNA from Hirsutella rhossiliensis, 1839 nucleotides. Its product is annotated as f-box domain-containing protein. NCBI's taxonomy places the organism in Eukaryota, Fungi, Ascomycota, Sordariomycetes, Hypocreales, Ophiocordycipitaceae. The coding region runs from base 1 to 1839 and encodes 612 amino acids. Gene Ontology annotation, molecular function: protein binding. The record is from RefSeq and is a predicted model, not a curated record. The transcript has 3 exons.